UACGCGGUGGCGUAUCUGCUCGUCGCCACGGUGUUGAUCCUGGCGAAUAAGCACCUGAUCACGGAGACGUCGUUCAACUGCCCGGUGUUCGUGAGCUCGCUGGGGAGCUGGUUCGGCUGGGGGGUCGCGGCGGCGGCGAUAAAACUCGACCCGAAGCGCAUGUCGCACCGGUUGAGCGCGAGGGAGUGGACGGCGAACAUACUGCCGAUCGGGUUUUGCACCGCGCUGUCGCUCGCGGCGGCGAACGUGGCGUAUUCGUAUUUGUCGCUGUCGUUUAUUCAGAUGCUCAAGGCGUUCGCGCCGGUGGUGUGCUAUUUCACUUUGGUGGCGUUCGGUUUAGACCGAUGGAGCGGCAGAAUCAUCGCCACGUUGAGCGUGGUGAUGAUAGGAUGUUUCAUCGCGGCGUGGGGAGAGGCGCACGUGACGAUGUUUGGUUUGGCGUGCAUGCUGACGGCGGAAAUCGCCGAGGCGUUUAGGAGCGUCGGGAUUCAAUACUUGAUCAGCAACAAAAAGUUUUCGCUGUUCAACGGGAUGUAUUACUUCUCCCCGGCGACGUUAGUGUUUUUGAUGGCGUUGAGCUUGAUUUUCGAGCGCGAGGAAUUGUUUCGCACCGAAAAUAUCGCCACGUUUACCCGGUAUUGGUACCUAUUCUUUAUUUGCGCGACGUUCGGCUUCGCCGUCAAUUACGUCUGCCUCGGCGUCGUCAAACACGCGGGAUCGCUCAUGGUGAAGACGAUGUCACAAUUGAAGAACGUUGCCGUCAUCGGCGCCGCCAUGUUCUUAUACGGCGACGAGGUGAGCGUCACCGAAAUCGUCGGCUACGCCGUCGCCACCGCCGGUUUCGUCGCCUUCAAUCACGCCAAG
This is a messenger RNA of Ostreococcus lucimarinus CCE9901, 864 nucleotides long. RefSeq names its product DMT family transporter: phosphate/phosphoenolpyruvate. Gene Ontology annotation, molecular function: antiporter activity. The record is from RefSeq and is a predicted model, not a curated record. Lineage: Eukaryota; Viridiplantae; Chlorophyta; Mamiellophyceae; Mamiellales; Bathycoccaceae. The annotation marks the transcript as partial. The transcript has a single exon. Gene Ontology annotation, cellular component: endosome; trans-Golgi network; Golgi apparatus.